Messenger RNA from Purpureocillium lilacinum, 2523 nucleotides. RefSeq lists its product as uncharacterized. Gene Ontology annotation, biological process: siRNA processing. Lineage: Eukaryota; Fungi; Ascomycota; Sordariomycetes; Hypocreales; Ophiocordycipitaceae. The record is from RefSeq and is a predicted model, not a curated record. Gene Ontology annotation, molecular function: RNA-directed RNA polymerase activity. Gene Ontology annotation, cellular component: nuclear RNA-directed RNA polymerase complex.
AUGCCAUCGCCAACAGAGAUGAAGGAUCUCCCUGAUGCGUUGAAGAAUGUACCUGAAUUUUCUGAGCAGGUCAUUCGAUGGCUCACUCAGGACACACACCGUCUCCUUGAUCGAGACUGGGCCUCGUUCUACACCAGCAAGCCGAAACGGACGGCCAAGUCGUCAAAAGGGAAGACGGUUUCUUUGGAACGUAUUUACCUCUUCGCAGUUGGCGGUGACAAUUUUCAGACGUCUCACACGCGCGGCAGUGUCCCUCCUGGGGACGAGGCCUUGCUUCCAGGCUGCCGGACAAACAUGAAACUCAGCACUCUGCUGGAAUGGGCCGUGGGGAUCCAGCAUAACGCUACAGAUCAGGCUGCCAAACUAUUCACCCGCAUCGCCUUGAGUCUGACCAAAACCCGGGCGACCGUCGUGGUAGCGCACCAAGAUAUUCGUCACCGGGACAAGGACUUGGGCGAGUCCCAGCAUGUGAUGAACGACGGAGCUGCCCGUAUGUCGCGAACCUUGGCCAAGAAAAUCGCCGACCACCUUGAGUUGGAUGCCACCCCGGCCGCUUACCAAGGCCGCUUUGGAUGUGCCAAGGGCAUGUGGAUCGUUGAUGUCCGGGAUGACGGACUUGAUGGCGACGAGUGGAUCGAGACGUAUCCGUCACAGCGCAAAUGGAAAUGUCCGUUCGAGGACCCUCAACACCGUACGUUCGAAGUGAAGGACUGGUCCCGCGAACUCCGGACCGCAGUGUUGAACCAACAGUUCAUCCCGGUUUUGGAGGCUUGCGCCGUGGAUGAGGACCGCAUGAGGAAUGCUAUAGCUGCUCACUUGACCAACAGUUUGCGCAUGGAACUCGAAGCCGGGAAGACAGCCCUUACCAAGCCGACCGAGAUGCGCCGAUGGCUGACGCAGUUCGGCCAGGCCAGUGAAACUAAAUCGCACAAACCUUUCAUGGGCGGCCUACCUAGCUCUGAUGAAGAUGCGGUAGCAUACUUGCUCGACGCUGGAUUCGACCAACGGCAAAACUGUUUCGUCCAGGACCUCUGCGUGGCCCUGGUCAGGAAGAAAAUGGAAACUUUGAAGACGAAGAUGCAUGUCCGCGUGCCCCGAUCUUCGUACCUCUUCAUGGUUCCCGAUUUCUGGAACAUUUUGAAGGAGAACGAAGUGCAUGUGUCGUUUUCGAACCGCUUCCAAGUCGACGGCUUCUCCGAUACCCUUCUGGAGGGCAUGGAUAUCCUCGUGGGCAGGUCUCCUGCGCAUCUGGCGAGCGACAUCCAGAGAGUUCGAGUCAUCUCACACACGACACUUCGAAGACUGAAAGAUGUCAUCGUUAUGUCUACCAAGGGCACAAUGUCCCUCGCUGAGAAGCUGUCCGGUGGUGAUUAUGACGGGGACAAGGCGUGGGUGUGCUGGGACCGCGAGAUCGUCGAUACAUUUUGCAACGCCCCGGUGCCUGCCGGCCUGAAGGUCGCUAGCUUGGUGAAGAAAAACUACCUGGAGAGGCUGGACGUGACGGUGAAGUCUUUGACGACGAGGCCGAACGUUGAGGAGAUGUGCACCCGAUUCGUCUACACAGCAUUUAGCUUUCACAUGGAAGCGUCUCUCCUUGGCACUGUGACCAAUUACAAGGAAAAGCUGAGCUACCACCGGGGCUCUAUCAUGGACGAAAGAGUCGUUUGGCUCAGCAACUUUCUUAGCCAUUUGGUGGAUCAGGGCAAGCAGGGGAUAAAGUUUACACCCGACCACUGGGCCAGGGUUCGGAGAGAGCAGCUCCAAACCCCCUUGCAUCUAGACGAUCCAGACUACGCCUUGGAAAGGCGAGUGUCAAAGCCGUCCAAGCUGCGGCGAUUGAGGGACCACAUCCUAGACCAUCUCAAGUUUAGCGUUGGUGUGCCAGCCAUCAGCUUCGCCCUUGCGGACUUCGAGAGAACUAUCAAGGGCAAUGGAGGGGAAUGGUUCGACGCGGAUCUGACCAAACCUGCGAACGACUUUGAGCAAGUGUGUGGAUCGUGGGCCGAUGGGAGAAAGGUCCUCAGGAAGCUCCGACACGACAUCGAGGAAGUGGUGAGCGCCUGGGGCCUGGCUAUGGGGCAGCUUCGAGAGUCCAUGAAAGACUACUCGGGCAAGGUCAAGCUGAUCUACGAGAUGUGGAUGAGUAUUGCCCCUGCUGAUGAUGUCCAGUCCUCACCGCGGGUCAGUGCCCUAACGGAGCCAUGGGUAGCAGACCCGAAAGCCAAACGAUGGACGCUGCUCAAAGCCUCUCUCACUUUCAAGAUCUACUACCGCAAGUUACCCAAAUUUGUCUGGAGGGUUGCUGGACGCCAACUCUGCGAGCUCAAGUGUCUGGCCAACGGCGCACAUAGCGGCUCCUCGUAUGCCUUCGUCAACCCGGAGAUGUACGCAAGUCUGCGGCCGAGCAAGACCUUCACCACUCAGCUCGCGAUCCGGGAGAACGGCGCCGAGACGGCAGAAAGCAUCGUUGCGUCGGUGAACGAGCUCUUUGACGGAGAGGAGUGGGCGGAUGCUUACGACUGA